Messenger RNA from Astyanax mexicanus (Mexican tetra), 2800 nucleotides. It is a transcript of the gene hdx, whose product is annotated as highly divergent homeobox. The transcript has 11 exons. The record is from RefSeq and is a predicted model, not a curated record. Bases 460 to 2634 code for a protein of 724 amino acids. Lineage: Eukaryota; Metazoa; Chordata; Actinopteri; Characiformes; Acestrorhamphidae. Gene Ontology annotation, biological process: regulation of transcription by RNA polymerase II. Gene Ontology annotation, molecular function: DNA-binding transcription factor activity, RNA polymerase II-specific; RNA polymerase II cis-regulatory region sequence-specific DNA binding.
GCUCCUGUCUGCCCCUACGUCACGAUCAUGAUUAGAAUUGAUGAUCGGACGUUUUGAUUUCAUUGUCUGGCGGAGGGGACCAGUGAAAAAUCUGCUGAAUUCGGGGCGGCCGGUCGAUUUGUCAACCAAAAAACAAAAGAAUCGGUUUGGACAGUAAGUCAACUGAACGCAUCCAAAAGUCAGGCCAUGCCACAUGGUGAGAAAGCCCCCAUAACAUCACCCCCACAGUGUCAUUUACAUCAUGAGACCGUGGCAAAUUGUAGCUAAACUUUCCCAAGUUUGAAAAGAAGACGAAACCAAGGAAGUAAAAGGUGGCGGUUUUGUGAUCUGCGUGCUGGAUGGCUUGCCGGAGUGCUUGCUUACAGUGGCAGCGCUUCAGUGCUGCAUGUUAGGGGUCAUUUAGUUAAGUUGCCAAGCCGGGGUCUCCUGGAUCUGAGCCUCAUCUCACCCACCAGAAGCAUGGAAACAUGGCAGGAGAAGCGGAGCAUUCAGACUAUGAAUCUGCGAUCGGUGUUCACUGCGGAGCAGCAGCGCAUCCUUGAGCGCUAUUAUGACAAUGGCAUGACAAACCAGAGCAAAAGCUGCUUCCAGCUCAUUCUACAGUGCGCCCAGGAGACCAAGCUGGACUUCAGUGUGGUCAGGACAUGGGUAGGCAACAAGCGACGGAAGUUGGCCUCCAAGGUAGAUAAGAACGGAGUGGUCAGUCUCCCCAGCCUUCCCCUGGCCGGUCCUGCUGGGGCUCUUGUUGCCGGGUCAGUAUUACCAGCAGAGCUGGCUGCUGUGCGAGCUGUGCAGCGUGGUCCAGCAGUAGCUCACCUUCUCCCACCUCCAGCAUCCUGCCCUUCCACCUCCUCCUCACCCUCCUCCUGCUCCCCACUCAGCAGCGGCAGUGGGACCAACAAUAAUAAUAAUGACGUGAUUGUGACUGGCACGUACUCACUACUGCGAAACAUCAACCGCAUGGACUCUUCCUCUCAAAGCAGGGCGGGGCCUAAACCUGUACCUGUACCUGUACCGUCUGAUCUUGAGCCGAGUCCUCACGCUCGUCCGGCGCUGCAUCCAGACCCUGUAUCCCUUCACUCCGCUGCUGUAGCCCUCCAGCGAAAAGCUCCACCACACAUCCCUACCUCGAGUGCCCUGAUGUUGAACCAGAUGAGGAGGACUUUCUCACCACGAGAACCAGUGGCGAUCCCUCCCAACUGGGCAAAGCAAUAUGCAACUCCCCAGAACCAAUCAUGGCCAAGCGUUUCACAGCAACAGCCCCUGCAGGUACGCCAGAGUCCCCCGGUCACUACGCCAGAGAGCGGGAUCAGGAUCCAGCAGGUCUACACCAUUGCUGGAUUAGGGGAAUCCUCGCAGCGACCCAAUCCUGGAACUAGCCACGAUCGAAGUUUAAGAAAGCCCCGCCCACCCGAAACACCACCCGAGUCUUUUUCCAUCGCGAUGGAGACCGGAGACGUAGACGACGAAUACUCAAGGGAGGAGGAGCUAGCUAACAUGGGAGCCCAGAUCCAGCUAAGCAAGUCCACCAGUAGCAGUGCUGGCACUGUCGAAUCAGGCAACAGGAACUCAACAAGCAGCUCGACGUCCUUGAUUGACAGUCGUGGUAUGUACACUGUGACCGCAAAGAGCCAAUCAUCUGCGCCGCUCACCUCGCCUAACUCCACCCUGUUCGGAGAAAAAGGGUGCCAAACUAACAGUUCCUUACUACUCGGUACGGCCUCCCGAGACGGAUAUCCCUUCCGGCUCUUCUCUCAGACCUCGCCAUCAAGAUUACCCAGCCUCAAGGUAAGUAGCAUGUCCGCUCCAUGGCUUCUUAGCAACUCCCGUAAAAGAACGCUCCAGGAUAGAACCCAGUUUAGUGAUGGAGAUCUGUACGCACUGAAGAGGUACUGGGACAACGGCAUGACCAGUCUGGGAUCAGUCUGCAGAGAGAAGAUCUCAGCAGCAGCAACUGAGCUUAAUGUGGACAGUGAAAUCGUUAAAACUUGGAUCGGUAACCGCAGGAGGAAGUAUCGACUGAUGGGUAUUGAAAUUCCACCUCCCAAAGGAGGCCCUGCGACCUUUCCUAAAGUAGCCAGUGCAGAUCCGCCGUCCCCUCUGACCCCCGAUGAGGAGGAUCCUGGGAAUGUGAAGCCUGGAGACGACAGCGAGCAGAAUGAUGUUGUGUCACUCUGUCUGUCUGAAGAUGGAGCGAGCGAUUCUUACCUCAGAGAGAAUGAUAAUGGGAUUGAUGGCUUGAAUAGUUCCACCCUUGCUGAAAAUGUGAAGAUUGAAAUAAUUGAUGACGAAGACGAUGAGGACGAUGAUGGCGUGUUGAUGGCCACCGAUAUGGAACAAAUGCAUAGUCUUUUAGAGUUCAAACAUGAAGAAGUUCAGUUCCUGGAGAGCGAGCUAGAGAACCAAAAACAGAAGUAUUACGAGCUGAGGACCUUUACCAAAAGCCUACUGACAGCAAUGAGAAACAAUGACACUGAGAAACAGCAGGAACUGUUAGCAAGCCUACCUCAACAAGUGGAAGAAGACUUGGGUCUGAGUCUGGAGAUGGACGCGUGUGAGUCCAGCGUGGAAAUGACCUCAAACCAGAAGGAUUCCUCUGUAUCAGAGGGGGAGGGGGACUCAGAGCCGUUGUGACUGUAAUCCCAAGGACUAGUCCCUCCUCUCCUGUUCUCACACACUCCACACCGUGCCUGUGGAAACCUACCAGUAAUAACGGACCUGCCGCGGCCUUUUUUACUGCAUAUCAGACUGUGUUGUUGGGUGGAUUCAGACCUACAUCAAUAAAGGACACUAACUUGAA